This is a messenger RNA of Symbiodinium pilosum, 306 nucleotides long. NCBI's taxonomy places the organism in Eukaryota, Dinophyceae, Suessiales, Symbiodiniaceae. The record is from the annotation of a GenBank genome assembly.
AUGAUCUUGGCACCUUUUCUGUCAAGGUUCAUGUGCAUGUGUGCUGGUUAUGGAGCUCCAGCGGAAACACCAGUGGACAAGCAAGUUCCACCUGCAAAGGCAAAGACAGGCCUCUCCGACCCAAAGGCACCGACGUUGCUUCAGAAGCAGAGCCGUCGAGAGGUCCACAUUGACAAGACAACAACGAUCCCCUUGGAACUGUAUUGGGAGUUGAUCAGAGCCGGCGAGCGUGCCAAAGAGAGAGGCCAGCAUCAGCUGACCAAGGGCACCAGGCACGUUGGCAUGCACCUCAUCAUGAGCACCUGA